Messenger RNA from Pseudogymnoascus verrucosus, 2705 nucleotides. RefSeq lists its product as uncharacterized. NCBI's taxonomy places the organism in Eukaryota, Fungi, Ascomycota, Leotiomycetes, Thelebolales, Thelebolaceae. The coding region runs from base 323 to 2674 and encodes 783 amino acids. The transcript is spliced from 3 exons. Gene Ontology annotation, biological process: carbohydrate metabolic process. Gene Ontology annotation, molecular function: hydrolase activity, hydrolyzing O-glycosyl compounds; carbohydrate binding. The record is from RefSeq and is a predicted model, not a curated record.
CUUACUUCGUCCGAUAUUUGGGUCACGGAGCCUUUUACGGCCAUCAUACAGCGAUUAUUCGGCGAUUGACGGCAAUAUGUGCAAAUAAUUGUGCUGUAACGUGGUCAUAGGUCUAUACGGCAGAAGGCAAGAGGGGAAUUGCUACGGGUAUGGCGGGGAUGGCGGGGCCGGUGGGGAGUGUGAGUGAGAAUGUUAGUGGAUAACUUAUAUUCCCGGCUGAUCUCUGUUGGGGAGCUCUUGCUUUGAUAUAAGAGCGUGUGUCCCUGUGAGGGACACUUGCCAUAGUUUAAGUCCGCAAGGUACUUUUAAUAAACACAGCACGAUGAAGUUCCGCGAUGGCAUGUGGCUUGUGGCCGAGGGGACGACGAUUGAGUACGCCGAGCAAGUGUACUCCAUCACCGAGCGCGCGGACAAGAAGGCACUCUCCCUCCUCUGCCCCACGAGGAGAAUCUCCAACCGCGGCGAUGUCCUGAACCGCAGCACCCUCACAAUCGACAUUGAAGCUGUCUCGGAUGGUAUCAUCUCAGUCGAGUCUACUCACUGGGCCGGCGCCGUUCGCAAGGGCCCUAACUUUGAGCUCUUCCCCGACAGCGCCCCAGAAGUCGAGGCCACUAUCACGACUGCCUCGGAACGCACUAUCCUCAGCGCCGGCGCCCUCACCGCCACCGUCGCUGGUGCCUCGCAGCCAUUCCGCAUCGACUUCAAGGGUGCCAAUGGCCGCGUUCUCACAGAUCUGCGCGAGCGCAGCGUAGGCCUCGCUUACAACCCACCCAUUAGUAAUAUGCAGCAGACGGGCGAUAUGCGCAACAUCCAGCACCAUGUAUUCACGCAGACGACGCUGGGAGUCGGAGAAUCCGUGCACGGGCUUGGUGAGCGCUUCGGACCAUUUAACAAGGUCGGGCAGGCGGUUCAGUUGUGGAAUGCGGACGGUGGCACCUCGAGUGACCAGGCUUACAAGAAUGUCAGCUUCUGGAUGAGCUCGAGGGGGUACGGAGUCUUUAUCGACACGCCAGAGAAGGUCGAGCUAGAGAUCGGAAGCGAGCGAUGCUGUCGCCUGCAGACGAGUGUAGAGGGGCAGCGCCUAAAGUGGUUCAUUAUUGAUGGGCCGACACCAAAGGACGUGCUAAGACGGUACGCAAAGUUGACCGGCCAGGCGAGCUCGGUGCCAGAGUGGAGUUAUGGCCUGUGGCUCAGCACGAGCUUCACGACGGACUACGAUGAGAAGACGGUUACGGCAUUCCUGGAGGGCAUGAAGAAGGCAGCCAUUCCCGUCGACGUGUUCCACUUUGACUGCUUCUGGCUCAAGGCCUUCCAAUGGUGCGACUUCGCCUUCGACAAGGAGAAGUUCCCCGACCCAGCCGGCCAGAUCAAGCGCAUGAAGGACAGCGGACUCUGCAAGAAAGUCAGUGUCUGGACGAACCCUUACCUCGGACAAGCCUCCCCCCUCUUCGCCGAAGCCGCCGCAAACGGCUACCUCCUCAAGCGCAAGAACGGCGACGUCUUCCAAUGGGACCUCUGGCAAGCCGGCAUGGCCAUUGUCGACUUCACCAACCCCGCCGCCCGAACCUGGUUCCAGGGCAUGAUCACCUCCCUCCUCGACAUCGGCAUCGACUCCAUCAAAACCGACUUCGGCGAGCGCAUCCCCGCCGAAGACGUCGUCUGGCACGACGGCUCAGACCCGGGACGCAUGCACAACUACUACUCCGUCCUCUACAACGAGACCGUCUACGCCGCCAUGACCGAGCGCUUCGGCAAGGGCGAGGCCGUCCUCUUCGCCCGCGCCGCCGCUGCCGGAUCCCAGCGCUUCCCCCUCCAGUGGGGCGGCGACUGCGAGUCCACCCCCGAAGCGAUGGCUGAGUCCCUCCGCGGCGGUCUUGGUUUCGGACUGAGCGGCUUCGCCUUCUGGAGUGUCGACAUUGGCGGCUUCGAGGGCAACCCCCCGCCCUGGCUUUACAAGCGCUGGGUCGCCUUCGGACUGCUGUGCAGCCACAGUCGACUCCACGGCUCCGACUCCGUGCGCGUGCCAUGGGCGAUCGACAACGACGACCAGAGCGACGAGGGUGCCACGGCCGUGCUGCGCACGUUCGUGCAGAUCAAGGCUAAGCUCGGCGCGUAUAUCCAGGCCGAGGCGGCGAAGAGUGUUCGUGAUGGCUUGCCACUCAGUCUGCGCGCUAUGUGCAUUGAAUUCCCCAACGACCCGACGUCAUGGAGCUUGGAUAGGCAGUUCAUGCUUGGCUCGUCGUUGAUUGUAGCGCCGGUGUUUGAGGAGGAUGGGAGUGUUGAAUUUUACCUGCCUGAGGGAAGGUGGACUUCGUUUAUUAGUGGGGAGGUUAAGGAGGGGCCGAGGUGGAUUAAGGAGGUGCAUCGCUUGGAUUCGGUGCCGUUGUAUGUUAGAGAGGGGACGGUGUUGCCGCUGAGGGCAGAGGGUGGGGAGAUCAGCCUCAAGGCGUAUGGGAUUAAGGCAGGUGAGGUUGGGAAAGUAGAGGAGAUUGUUGAGGGGGCCCUUAAGGAGAGGGAGGUUACUGUUGACGAGGCUAUGUUGGCCCUUAAGAAGACCGAGGUCAAUGUUGAUGAGGCUGCGUUGGCCCCUAAGGAGGAGGAGGUCACUGUUGAUGAGGCUACGUUAGCCCCUAAGGAGAAGGAGGUCACUGUUGACGAGGCUGUGUUGGCUUAGUUGAAUAGACUGCAAAUAGAAGAAUUAUGAC